Messenger RNA from Cylas formicarius (sweet potato weevil), 772 nucleotides. RefSeq lists its product as uncharacterized. The transcript is spliced from 3 exons. NCBI's taxonomy places the organism in Eukaryota, Metazoa, Arthropoda, Insecta, Coleoptera, Brentidae. The record is from RefSeq and is a predicted model, not a curated record. Gene Ontology annotation, cellular component: mitochondrion. Gene Ontology annotation, biological process: mitochondrial respiratory chain complex I assembly. Bases 87 to 737 code for a protein of 216 amino acids.
UUUGCACCUAACCUAAAAAUGCGUAGUUCACUAUUUAUACAAUAAACUAACAUUAAAAUAACACGCGCUCGUGUUUCACGUAAGAAAUGGCGCUCGCGAAAGGGAAUUACAAAUCGAUCCCGGAAGGCGCGGUCGUACUUUCGGAGAACGAGGCGGUCCGUUACCAGCGAGAAUUCAUUUACAAAUGGCCCAAUUGGGUUCAAGGGUUUCCGCUAAAAUUGGGGCCCCACCUGCUCGGGGUGGCGUCCGCGUGUUGCGGUAUAUUCUAUAACAACUAUUACAGGAGAAGGUUGAGGCUGUUUCACAUCGGCAGAGUUGUUUCUUAUCUGCCCGUUUGUUUUCUGCCAGCGACUUUAUCUGCCGUGAUGCACGCUGAGGCCAUACAGAGGCCAAUCAUCCUGUUAAAGGCAGACGUUUGUCCCGUUUGCCUCGAGGUUAAAGCCGGGUUACUGCAGGCCGCUUUGGGAUUUUUGUUGCCGUUUUUACUAGCCCCGACGGGGUCCAUGGCGCUGGCUCAUCAGUCCGGCUGUUACAAUAUGCCCCAAAUUACCCAGCGUCCAACAGAGGCGAUACAAUUUUAUAAAAAGUUGCUUAAGCCGAUAGGAAGCAUUUCCUGGAAGAUUUGUGCGGGUCAGGCGUUGCUGGCUAGCUUUAUGACGUACCUGGAAGCUCGAGCAAUGUUGCAGAUCAAUAAAGAACUCCACGACGAAGAAAAAUCGGGAGAAUUGUUGUUGUAGGCAUUUUAUUAGAAAAUAUAUUUAAUUUUAGUUUA